AUGCAGCUGCAUCAAGUGGACGAAGUGGAAGAAGUUAUGAUGGAAGUUGAUCCAGCACGACAUCGAUUUCCAUGUUGUGUUGUAUGGACACCAAUACCAAUACUUACAUGGUUAUUUCCAUUUGUGGGUCAUAUGGGCAUAGCAACAAGCCGAGGUGUUAUCCGUGAUUUCUCAGGAAGCUAUUCUGUUUCUGAAGAUAAUAUGGCGUUUGGUUGGCCUACAUGGUAUCGACAGGUAGAUCCAAACACGAUUGACGGUGGAAUGGAAGCCUGGGAUCGUGCUGUAUUUGAUGCAUCGGAAGAAUACAAAGGUCACAUACAUACUUUGUUCUGUGAUAAUUGUUACUGUCAUGUUGCGUUGGCGCUGAAUAAAAUGAAAUAUGGUCAGAGACGAGAUCACAAUUGUUUCCGGUUGGUCAACAUGCUGUUGUUCAAAGGUCGAUAUGUUGG
Acanthocheilonema viteae is the source of this 449-nucleotide messenger RNA. Lineage: Eukaryota; Metazoa; Nematoda; Chromadorea; Rhabditida; Onchocercidae. The record is from the annotation of a GenBank genome assembly.